This is a messenger RNA of Pantherophis guttatus, 1688 nucleotides long. The record is from RefSeq and is a predicted model, not a curated record. Lineage: Eukaryota; Metazoa; Chordata; Lepidosauria; Squamata; Colubridae.
CCGACUCUCUCAGUCGGGCACCAGUCGACCACUCAGAAUGGUCCAUUUCUCCUUGACUGUUUCAAGAAGUGACUCUUCGCUUCGGACUCCCAACGGUGGAUCUAUUCGCCAGUGCCACCAACCACCGGCUGCCUCGGUUCUUCACCAGGUUCCCCUGUCCCGGGGCAGAGGCGGUGGAUGCCCUUCGGAGUCCGUGGCCAGCCAAUCAACUUCUUUAUGCCUUUCCGCCAAUCAACCUGCUUUCCAAGGUGGUACGGAAGUUGAUACAGGAACGCGCGGAACUGAUUCUCAUCGCUCCUUCUUGGAACCGUCGCCCCUGGUUCGCAGAUCUCAGAUCUCUGUCAGUGGCGCCUCCUUGGCGGAUACCAGACGAUCUGUUGGUUCUCAAACAGGGACAGCUGGAACAUCCAGAUCCGCUCUGGUACCAUCUCACCGCGUGGCGAUUGAGCGGGAGCUUAUGACCAAGCUUCCCCUGUCGGCAGGUGCUAUUGCAACCAUCCAGGCAGCACGACGAGCUUCAACCACCCGCAUUUAUGAAGCUACCUGGCGGGCUUUCUCCCUGUGGUGUGGAAGGCAGCUCGUAUCUCCUACUUCAGCAUCAAUUCCCUGCGUCAUCGAGUUCCUGCAGGAAGGCUUAGUCUCUGGUCUUUCUCCUAAUACGCUUCGACGACAGGUAGCAGCACUUUCCACGGUCUUAUCCGGCUCCUCGUCUGAACCACUGUCACGGGACUCUCUGAUUCGCCAGUUUCUCCGGGGCGCUACCAACAUCCGCCCUCCGGCAAUCCACCGCUACCCAUCUUGGGAUUUACCCAAAGUCCUCCGGGCUCUUACGGGCCCUCCAUUCGAGCCUCUAAGAGACGUUUCUUUGAAAUACCUUUCUUUCAAGGUCGCCUUCCUCGUGGCAGUCACCUCCGCACGCCGGAUUUCUGAGAUGGCAGCUCUAUCCAUUCGUAAGGAGCUCUGUAUCUUCCACCAGGAUCGAGUGGUCCUGAGAUUGGAUCCAUCUUUCAUCCCCAAAGUAAAUUCUGUUUUCCAUCGAGCACAAGAGGUGGUUCUCCCGAAUUUCUGCCCUAACCCGCGACAUCCUCUCGAGAAGCGAUGGCAUACCCUUGACGUUCGUCGCGCAUUAAAAGUGUAUGUUUCCCGUACGGCGACUUUCCGGCGAUCGGACGCCCUCUUCGUAUCUUUCUUGCCAGCUUCCUUGGGAUUGAAGAUUUCCUCUACCACCUUGGGACGAUGGAUUCGGGCGUGUAUUUCGGCGGCGUAUGAAGCCUCGGAUCUUCCGGUGCCCCGCAGAAUAACGGCACACUCGACGAGGAGCGCAGCCACUUCAGCAGCAUGGUCUACUAGAGCCUCCAUUGAAGAGAUUUGUCGGGCGGCUGCCUGGACGUCUCCUUCCCCCUUUGUGCGCCAUUAUCGCUUGGAUACGUUUGCAUCGGCGGAUGCUGCCUUCGGACGUAGAGUCCUUCAAGGGGUCCAUUCAACCUCCUAACCGAGGACCGGCCUCCUCCCUCCCGUCUGGACACAUGGCUUUGACACGUCUUACCUUUUUACUCCCUCGUCUCAAAACUGUCAGUCAGCAGGCAGGAGGAGGGACUUCCGACCUUCAAGAUAACCCGGUCCAAUAAGCAACUCUGCCAAGUCACCACCCAUCCUGACUGCCGUGCCCGACAGUCCGAGAAGAGGCG